Molecule: messenger RNA, 5555 nt
Organism: Asterias rubens (European starfish)
Lineage: Eukaryota; Metazoa; Echinodermata; Asteroidea; Forcipulatida; Asteriidae
Product: angiopoietin-1 receptor-like
Exons: 23
Coding region: 18-3539 (1173 amino acids)
Biological process (GO): protein phosphorylation; cell surface receptor protein tyrosine kinase signaling pathway; positive regulation of kinase activity
Cellular component (GO): signaling receptor complex
Molecular function (GO): transmembrane receptor protein tyrosine kinase activity; protein binding; ATP binding
Source: RefSeq, a predicted model, not a curated record
UCGACACACAGGCAGCCAUGGCGGGACAGCUUCAUGUGAGCUUCAAGGAGCUUUUCAUACUGUUUGGAGUUUUUGGAGUCGUGUUAUCAGUGGUAGACUUUACCAGCGUGACAGCUUCUGGCUCCCUGCAAGCAAAUUACUACAUUUUCAUCGCAAGUUAUUUGGUGACUGAUGAUGAGACCACAGCAACCAACAACGAAGAGCUUGGUUUUACACGAUUCAUACCGACUGGUAGAGCUACCGACAUGACUGAGUGGACGGAUUCUUCUGGUUCUUUACCAUCGACAUUGCCAGACAAUGUAAAGAGUAAGAUAUAUAAAGUUCUCAAUGCCACUACAGGAAGCGUCGGUGUGUUCGAAUGGAGGUAUGGCUCUAACACAGUGAAAACGAUACGGAUGAGACCCACAGAUUUGACAUCCACAGCAUCCCUUGUACCAGCCUUCGUAAGCCGUACUGUCAACAUCGGCGAUGAUGUUGCUCUGACCGUUACCAGAAACACAGCGGAUGACGAGAUUUCAAACAGCAAAUGGAGGAAAGACAACGGUGAAGCUUUUAACACGAACAUCCUGAACUUCAGCAUAAGCAGCGCCAGUACCAGCGACAGUGGUAUUUAUGAGUGCCAUUAUAAACAUGAACGUGCCAAAGGGAACCAGGCGCUACUGAGAUUGAUUGUUAGAGGAUGCCCACAACAUAAAUAUGGCCUAACGGCUUGUAGCAGCGAGUGUCCGAGAUGUCUGAAUGGUGGUGUUUGUGAUGACGUUGAUGGUGACUGCAUUUGUCCACCUGGGUUUGGUGGUAGACUUUGUGGAGAAGUAAAAGGACCGAACCGCUUUGGCCAAAAAGGGAGCCUCCGCUGUGACGCUGUUGGGUUGCCUCACGAUGGUUCUACAUGCAAAGGAAUGCUGUUCUGUUUACCGGAUCCAUACGGAUGCAGCUGUGCCGCUGGGUACCAGGGACUUGAGUGCAAGACAGAUUGUGAUGAUGGAACAUACGGUGCCAACUGUGCCCAGAUAUGUCACUGUGCCGAAGAGGCGUCAUGUAAUGGAACAACGGGUGAAUGUGUUGGAGACUGUGCAUCGGGAUACAAAGGAGAUAACUGUCAAGAGCAAUGUCUUCCCCAUGGAGAUAUUAUGCUAUCGUGCAACACGACUUGUACAAUAUUAGAUCCCAACAUCAUACCCCAACGUCUCAGUGUGUCUUCUUAUUCUGCUGACGAUUCAUUCACUCACACAUUAUCAUGGGAACCGGUAAUUUGCCCAGCAGAAGGCUUCAGUAUAGUGAACUACGUAUAUAAGGUGCUUGAUGGACACGGGAGUGAAGUUGAACCUGUUGAAAUCGAGGGUACUUCUGUCAACCUUAACUUGUCUGUUUGCACAAGUUAUCAAUUCAAAGUUGCUGCACAAACGAGUAAAGGCGUCGGAAAUUACAGUUUUGUAUCUUACACAACUAUAUCAAAGGAGCCAAGUCAACCGCGAUCUCUGAUCGCUACAGCGAUAACCCAGACGAGCAUCACACUCAGCUGGGAAAAGCCACAAUAUCCGAAUGGGAAGAUCGUACAUUACAUUGUUGAGCACCGUGUAUAUGCCCGCCCAUACGACCGUAGCUUCAACUUCUACAGUCACUCAGAAUUUUGGAGUUCAAAAGUAUUGGCUGCGCCUUUAAUUACAGUUAUCGGCGAUUUAGAGCCUUCCACGCAGUAUGAGGUUCGGGUUCAGGCAGUUAACAAUGCCAAUAUAACUGGAAAUAUUACACAACUGAAAGUCUUCACUGAAUUACCAACAGAUCUUACUCCACCUGAUAAGCCGGCUCUCAUCGGGGCGGAGUCGAGUGUCACACAUCUGACCAUCCGACUAGCCAGUACCAAUGCCUCUAAAUAUACCAGUUCUUACCAGAUUGGUGUGAAGAGCAUUGCUGGUGAUUCGACCUUGACUGGCAAAAUAUCCAAACGAUCUGCGCCUGAAUUUCUGCACCACGACAACAAUCCAUCUGCUUAUGUUGCUGCUGAAUUACCUGGAAGACUCCCAGAAAAGUUUGUCGUUGGUGACAACAAAACCUACGGCGGGUACUGGAACCCACCGCUGCAAGAGGGCGCUGUGUACGAGAUCUACGUCGGUGCUGUCAGCAGAAUAAAUGAAACGAAAGCGAGCGUGGUUUGGAAUAACGAACCAUUGACAGUGGAAGUGAACGCAUUAACUCAGACGCCUAUCACUAGAGUGAGCAGUCUUCUGAUUAUCGUUGUCUGUGUGGCCAUUGCUGCUGCUGUUGUGAUUGUAGUUGGUGUAAUAUUUUACACCCGAAGACGUCGUAAACGAAGAGGACGAAAUCCUCUGCAGCAUGCAGUGGUUAAUGCUGGCCAGGAGCUUGUUUCUUACGAGAAUGCCGAACCAACAGAGGAGAAACCCACCAGCGCACCAACCCAAAGUGGUGUCUCUUUGGUACAAGAGUCAGUUUAUGAACCAGUGGGCCCCGGUUCAUCUGCACAUGGAGGUGCACUCCCAGCACCACCACCACCACCACCACCACCACCACCACCAUCACCAGCACCAGCACCAGCACCAGCACCAGCACCAGCACCAGAAUCACAACCUACAUACGAAGAUGUUGGUUUGCCAACGUGGGCUAAUCCAUGGACUGUCAUGUGGGAUGAUUUGAUAGUAGGAAUCAAAGUACUUGGGAACGGGCAGUUUGGUGAAGUGCACUACGGCAGCGUAAUGUUUAAAGGGGUUUUGUGCAAGGCUGCGAUUAAAAAGCUCAAAGAAAAUGCACUUUCAGCUGACAGAGAAAAGUUCUUAGACGAACUCAAAACUAUGACUAUUCACGGCAGUCAUCCCAACCUUGUCAAGAUUCUAGGCGCUUGUCAACAUGAAGGUGUAUUGUACGUAGCUAUGGAGUACUUAUCCAACGGUGACCUCCGUUGCUACCUGAGGAAGGCUCGAUCCAUGGAGGAUGAUGGUCAAGCAUCGCUGUCUCCUCAGAAGCUGCUCCAGUUUGCUCUGGAUGUGGCUAAAGGAAUGCAACACCUGGCUGCAUCAGGGGUGAUACAUCGUGAUUUGGCCUCAAGGAACAUUCUCCUUGAUGAUAAUCUGGUUGCCAAGGUUUCUGACUUCGGUUUGUCACGUGGAGAAGAUGUCUACGUACAGACAUCAAAGACUCGUGUCCCUACUCGCUGGCUCUCUCUGGAAUCACUGACUCGCCAGACGUACACCUCGAAGAGUGAUGUGUGGUCCUUCGGAAUCCUGCUAUGGGAAAUUGCAACCCUCGGUGGUACACCGUACCCUGGUAUCAAGACUCCAUUCCUGACAUCAAGGCUGGAGAAUGGAUACCGUAUGCCCAAACCGGACAACUCGGAUGCCAAAAUUUACGAUGUGAUGCUCCAGUGCUGGCAGGAAGAUCCGGAUGAUCGACCAUCCUUCAAGAAACUUGUCUCUAUCCUGGAAACAAUGGCCGACAGCAAGGAGGAUCAGAUCUACAUGCGUCUGUUACCGAGUUCGAAACAUUAUUUGUACGAGAACAUACACCCGGAGUUUGACGAUAACUAACUUGGUGUUUUCAAAUCGUAUGUGAACCCAUCUUGGUACAAGUCGAACCGAUAUGAUUGUUUUAACGCUGGCGUAUAACACUCGCAUUUGGAGGUACUGAUGUGUCGUAACAUAGUUUUGCUCAUACUAUUCAAUGUAACUUGUUAACCUUGUGUACUUAAACAAAUACGUAGUUGUAUAGGUAAAAGGAAAGAGUGGAUCAGAUAAUGUUUUGGCCAUGUUAUCCAAACGCCAAUGUAAUUUAGGCAAAAGCACAUGGAUAAUCCUUUUUAUUGUAUCAUUGGUAUAGAAAUGUGACCGUUUCAUGGUUAUCCGCUUAAAUCCACUAGAAGCUUUUUAUACGAAAAAAUUUAGCUGGUUAUAAAUAAACAAAAAUAUAAACUGUGAACUUAAAAGUGAUUUUAAAUGGACACAUGUAAGGCUUUAUGUAUGUAUGCUAUAGCUGCUAGUGUCUUGAUCGUUUUUCAGGUGGUAGUUUAUCUCGGUAGUUUGAUUGUGAGUGCGUGCUUUCGUUAUUCUGGCCUCGUGAACUCCUCUUUACCAAUCAAAAUGGUUAAAUUGUCCUGCUAGGUCUUUCUAAAUGUAAGGUGACGCACGGUUAAUAAAACAAAAACAAAAAACACUAUUUUAAUAAUACGAUUGGAAGUUUAAACAUCUAAACUCGAAAGUACUUACUAGAUCCAUUGUUUGUCGUACUAAAUCUACUUUUAAUUGGGAAACCCCACCAGAUCGUUAGAGGCCCACACAUCAACAAGUACUAUAACUUUAACUUGAACAUCGGUAUGUUUCAAUCAUUUUAUCACCAAGAAACCUAACAUUAAAGUUAUGGUAAACAAUUUGUUUUGUCAUGUAUUCAAUCAAGAUUACAUCGAAUCCUGUAUGUUUAUGUUGAAGUUCUGGAUCAAGGAAUAUCCUAUAGGGAGAAACUUAAUGUGGGUAAAUUUAUAUUACUGAGCUAUAUAAUGGUUCCAUGUCGUUCAUUUUCUUAACAUUAUGUAGUUUGUCAUCCUUCUUGUUGACGGUCAAUCCUUUCCCUGGUAUGUUUGGUAUGUUCCUCGUGUUAUUAUUCGACAUGGACAGGUAUUUAACAAGUUUUUUGUUGUGCAUCGCUCGGAGUAUUCUCUUAUAUAAUAUACUGAACUAGGAUUGAAAUAUUGUUUAAAUAAAACUACAUUCAAGUACUGCUCUUUUUUGUCACAGUGACUGUAUACAUAGACAUGAGAAAAACCAUUGCUGAUACUAUUGGUUGGUUUCAUAUAUUUAAUUCAUGGCUUUUAUCAAUACGCACACUUAAAAGAGUCGGGUUGGUGAAUACGAUGAAGUUCAAACUAUGUCCUUGUCAAUAUUGUUGCAUUCGAAAGUUCGUUAACAAUAAUAACACUUAUAGUGCGCCGGUAUCCAACACAGGUGAUGCUCAUGAUGCAAGGAAGAAACACAAAAUUAAUGAAAAGCAGCUGUGAAAAAGUGGGUUUUGAGGGCCUCUUUGAACUUAUGAAUAAAAGACAUGUUACGGAUAUUAAGAGGCAGAUUAUUCCAAAGUAGAGGACCAGCAUGGUAUUUAACAAGUCAGCUUCCCUUGCUACGGAACCCCUAAAGGGACAUAUAGCACAAACAUUGGCAACAAAUACUGAAAUCAAAUAAUGAGAAAACGAAAUUACAAUCAAUGUAUUGCGAUUUCAUAAAUACGAAACAGUAUUUCGAGAGAACGAUUUAACAUUUCGAGGUAACAAUAUGCAAGGGAAUAAUGUUUACGCGUUUGUUUACCAUUUCAAAUUUAUCUGGUUACCUGUCCCCUUGGGGGAUACGUACCUAGUGGCUUGUUACGACAAGAAAAUAAAAUAUUUAAGACCAAAGCAUAAAUCAGUGUAGACAAAUCAUUGGCAUUGUUAAAGUUUAACAUCAUUAAUUCAAAACAAGUGUACUUUUGAGGAACUACAUCAUUAUUGCCCAACGUAAUAUCUGCUCUAGGCCUGGUUAAACUGUUUGAAGCAAAAUAAACAGCUGACAGUUAUAACA